GCAAACCAAUAAAAGCCAAAGAAGAAGAAGGCGUAACCGGAUAUAUGUCAUAAUGUGACAGUGCGAUGCGGCAAAGACGCAUCUGGUUGAGAGUUGGUUAGGAGAAUUGAUAGUUUUUAAUUAAAAUGAGCUCGAUCGGGACCGGGUAUGAUCUGUCGGCCUCUACCUUCUCUCCAGAUGGACGAGUGUUUCAGGUGGAAUAUGCCAUGAAGGCCGUAGAGAACAGCAGUACGGCCAUUGGGAUCCGUUGCAAGGAUGGCAUUGUGUUUGGUGUGGAGAAGCUUGUCCUGUCCAAACUCUAUGAGGAGGGCUCCAACAAACGCAUCUUCAACAUAGACCGACACGUUGGAAUGGCUGUAGCUGGUCUUCUGGCUGAUGCUCGCUCACUGGCAGAUGUUGCUAGAGAAGAGGCCUCCAGUUUCAGAUCAAACUAUGGGCAUGAUAUUCCCCUGAAGCACCUGUCCGACAGAGUGGCCAUGUAUGUCCACGCGUACACACUAUACAGUGCAGUGCGGCCGUUUGGGUGUAGUUUCAUUCUGGGAUCCUAUGAUAUGGAUGACGGCCCUCAACUAUACAUGGUCGACCCCUCCGGCAUUUCCUAUGGUUAUUGGGGUUGUGCUAUUGGAAAAGCAAAACAGGCAGCCAAAACAGAAAUUGAAAAACUACAGAUGAAGGACAUGACGUGCAGAGAGCUGGUGAAAGAGGUGGCCAAAAUAAUUUACAUUGUCCAUGAUGAGGUGAAAGACAAAGCCUUUGAGCUGGAACUCAGUUGGGUGGGAGAAGUCACAAAUGGACACCAUGAGUUGGUUCCGACAGACGUCAGGGAGGAAGCUGAGAAAUAUGCCAAGGAGUCUUUGGAGGAGGAGGAUGACUCUGAUGAAGACAACAUGUAAACUGUGCUGAAGUCUGACCAUGGCUCCUACCAGCUCAAACCUAGCGUGAUUCUUUUCUUUUUAUAUGUACGAGUAUGUUCAUGAACUUUCAUGUCAAUUUUUUGAAUUUCAGAUAUGAAAAUAAACUGUUUCUGUAUGAAUUGU
This is a messenger RNA of Thalassophryne amazonica, 1037 nucleotides long. RefSeq names its product proteasome 20S subunit alpha 3 (gene psma3). Gene Ontology annotation, cellular component: proteasome core complex, alpha-subunit complex; nucleus; proteasome core complex. The record is from RefSeq and is a predicted model, not a curated record. Lineage: Eukaryota; Metazoa; Chordata; Actinopteri; Batrachoidiformes; Batrachoididae. Gene Ontology annotation, biological process: ubiquitin-dependent protein catabolic process. Bases 126 to 893 code for a protein of 255 amino acids. The transcript is spliced from 11 exons.